Molecule: messenger RNA, 1557 nt
Organism: Penicillium macrosclerotiorum
Lineage: Eukaryota; Fungi; Ascomycota; Eurotiomycetes; Eurotiales; Aspergillaceae
Product: glycoside hydrolase family 47 protein
Exons: 7
Coding region: 1-1557 (518 amino acids)
Biological process (GO): N-glycan processing; carbohydrate metabolic process
Cellular component (GO): Golgi membrane; endoplasmic reticulum
Molecular function (GO): calcium ion binding; mannosyl-oligosaccharide 1,2-alpha-mannosidase activity
Source: RefSeq, a predicted model, not a curated record
AUGGUUCGCAGUAUCCCCCAUACGCUGCUGACUCUAGCGGUGCUCGGUAGCGCGGCUGCUAUGCCUUCGCGUCGAUCCGAUCAAACCUGCAACAAGGUCCAGUAUGAUUUUCCAAAGGGAACUGGAAAGAAUGACCACCGUGCAGAAUCUGUGAAGCAGGCGUAUGCUCGUGAAUGGAACCAGUAUGCAAAAUAUGCGUUUCCUGACGAUGACUUGCUGCCCAUCACCCACGAAGGCACCAAUGACUUAUUUGGCUGGGGUGCGACUGUGGUCGACGGUAUUGACACGGCCAUUAUCAUGGGCUUGACCGAUAUUGUCGAGAAGCAGCUAAAGCACAUUGCUUCUGUUGAUUUCACACUAUUGAGUGCGUAUGAUUUGAUUAAGAGUGGCAAAUUCCCAAAUCCAUACGAUGAUGAUCUUGUCGAAGCGCUGCUCUCUCAAGCCAAAUCUCUGGCUACAGCAAUCAGCCCAGUAUUUGACACAAUUACUGGUCUCCCUGUGGCAAAUCUCAACUUCUCGACUGGCGAAUUGGUCCGAAGCACAACAACUGUCAACGGCACUACCUACAACAGUACCAAUACAGCUCAAGCAGGAACUAUGAUCCUGGAGUACUACCGCCUGUCGGAUCUGACAGGCGAUGAAUCGUUCCGUCAAAGUGCUCAAAAAGCCGAAAAGUACUUGAUCAAGCCUAGUCCGGCACCCGCCUUCCCUGGUCUUGUCGGCACCGAGCUGAAUACAGAUACGGGAGAAUUCAUUACAUUUGACGGCGGCUGGGAAGCGGGCGUUGAUAGCUUCAUUGAGUACUUGAUCAAGACAUACGUUUACGAUCGUGGCGAUUCCAUGAGUCCAAACCUCCGGGAUUUCUGGGUAACCACGGCCGAGUCCAGCAUCCAGAAUAUUGCCUUGCACCCAUAUCACCGACCUGAACUGACCUUCCUGUCUCAGCUGGACACCGAUGGCAACAUUAUGUGGUCAAUGGAUGACUAUGCAUGCUUUGCCGGUGGCAAUCUGCUUCUCGGAGGCAAAUACCUCGACCGUCCCGAUAUCACAGAGCUGGGCAUGCAGGUGACUGAUAGCUGCCACUGGCUGUACAACACAACACUUACGAAGCUAGGUCCAUCCACUAUCGCGUGGUACAACUCCAAUAACCUCGCCUACAACAACGCCUACAACAAGAAUGCAACCUACCGCGCCGAGGCCGCGAAAAACGGAUACUUCAUCGAGGACCCCUCUUACCGCUCAUAUCCCGAGCCUUUGGAGAGUGUUUUCUACGCAUGGCGAAUUACUGGAGAUACUCGAUGGCAAGACUAUAACUGGGAGACUUUCCAGGCCCUCAACACGACCCGCUCGGCUUCGGUGCCCUAUACUGAAAUCUCAGAUGUCAAUGCGCCAUAUGGUGGCGAACUGGUCAACUAUGUGUCUAGCUUCUACUUCGCGGAGGUGCUCAAGUAUCUCUAUCUCACCUUCACCGAGCCAGAUGUGGUCAGCCUGGAUGACUUUGUAUUCAACACUGAGUGUCACCCGAUGACUAUUAAAAAUCCUUGCGGAUCAUCCUAG